This is a messenger RNA of Trachymyrmex septentrionalis, 1800 nucleotides long. Its product is annotated as dipeptidase 1-like. Gene Ontology annotation, molecular function: metallodipeptidase activity. The transcript is spliced from 9 exons. The record is from RefSeq and is a predicted model, not a curated record. NCBI's taxonomy places the organism in Eukaryota, Metazoa, Arthropoda, Insecta, Hymenoptera, Formicidae. The coding region runs from base 256 to 1746 and encodes 496 amino acids. Gene Ontology annotation, biological process: proteolysis.
GACGUCACAAGCACCACUCCGCGGCUGACACUCGCUGACGCUCGAGCGCGGGAGGAUGGAACAUUUUAGUCAGGAUAUCAAAGAACAAAUCGAUUUCGAGACUCGCGCAAGACCGGAUCGAUAUGGGGUUGACGCGUGCGCCGAGGCUCGACGCCGCGUCGGGACGCCGUUCCCUCCGUAUUUACGAUAGCGGCGGUACCAGCAAAAACCCUGGCGCAAGGGUAAAGAACGGACGAAAGGACGUCGGAGAGAAAGAUGUUUGAACUCUACGGUGUCGGUAAGGAUGGCAUGGUGUAUCACUCACCGCCUCCCAGGAGAAAGGAAGUCGACAUCCUUUCGGAGGUAGGUAGGACGACCUGCCUGCAGCUCUCGUCUCCAGAAUUCAUGAGAAAAUUGCCCAACGGCGAUGCACUUCACCACAUCAAGGACACGGGUGUCUCGACUUCCUUCAACAAGGCCAAAGAACCAUCAAGAGAGAGCAGAGGCAGUGCAGUGAGAAGAUGGAUGGUAAUGACUGGAUUCUUCUUCCUCGGAUGUGCCUUAGUGGCUGGAGUAGGUCUGCCUUUAGCUUUGGAACUUCGAAGUUCUCAUCUGCUGGAAGCUAGACUACAGGUGGUCCGAAGAAUGCUUUCAGAGAUUCCACUGAUCGAUGGACACAACGACUUCGCCUGGAACCUGCGCAAGCACCGCGGCAGCACGAAGCUGGAUAACUUUCCCUUCGACGAGGAUCUGUCGCGCAACAGCAGCUGGGGUCCGCAAUGGCAGACCGACCUGAUCCGUCUGGAGCAGGGGAUCGUCGGGGCGCAAUUCUGGUCGGCCUACGUACCAUGCGAAGCCCAGUUCCUCGAUGCCGUGCAACUCACCCUUGAGCAGAUCGACAUCGUACGCCGGCUCACGUCACGCUACCCCAAACGCGUUCGGCUGGUGAAGACGAGCAGCGAGCUGGAGAACGCACAUCGGGACGGGGUGAUCGCCAGCCUGGUGGGCAUAGAGGGUGGCCACAGCAUCGGCACCUCCAUGGCGGUGCUGAGGAGCUUCCAUCGGCUGGGCGCACGCUACAUGACCCUGACCCACAAGUGCAAUACUCCGUGGGCGGAUUCAUGCUCCGUAGACGAUCCAAAUUCGGAAACACCCUCUGAUUUUCACAGCGACGGUCUCUCGCCGUUCGGCAAGAUGGUCGUCCGAGAGCUGAAUCGGCUCGGUAUGCUUGUGGAUCUCUCUCACGUCUCGGUGAGGACGAUGAAGGACGCCCUUGCUGUGACAAAGGCGCCCGUUAUAUUCUCACAUAGCGCUGCCAAGGCUCUCUGCAAUUCCUCGAGUAACGUCCCAGAUGAUGUGCUGCGAAAUUUGUCUCUCAAUGGUGGUCUGGUUAUGGUCAGUUUCGACAGCGCGCAUUUGAGCUGCAGCGAUAAGGCCUCCAUGUACGACAUUAUAGCUCACAUCAAUCACAUCAGACGAAUAGCUGGAGUGAACCACGUGGGCCUCGGUGCGGGUUACGAUGGGAUAUUGAGGCCACCGACAGAAUUGCCAGACGUUUCCGGCUACCCCUUGUUGCUGGCCGAGCUGACCAGAGACCGUAGAUGGUCCGCGACCGAUAUAAAGAAGCUUGUAGGCGGAAAUUUAUUACGUGUCCUCAAGGAAGUGGAGGAUCACGCGGCGACUCUGUUGCACCAGUUUCCGUCGGAGGAAUGGAUUUCUCAGGAACUCAUCGAGGACAGCGCCUACUGCAGAUAUCACGACACGUAGGAUCGUCUCUUUCUCUCUCUCUCUCUCUCUCUCUCUCUCUCUCUCUCUCUCUCU